This is a messenger RNA of Aspergillus terreus NIH2624, 1296 nucleotides long. Its product is annotated as aminotransferase-like domain-containing protein. Gene Ontology annotation, biological process: biosynthetic process. The transcript is spliced from 3 exons. Bases 1 to 1296 code for a protein of 431 amino acids. Gene Ontology annotation, molecular function: L-2-aminoadipate:2-oxoglutarate transaminase activity; pyridoxal phosphate binding. The record is from RefSeq and is a predicted model, not a curated record. NCBI's taxonomy places the organism in Eukaryota, Fungi, Ascomycota, Eurotiomycetes, Eurotiales, Aspergillaceae.
AUGAAUACGCCUUCAUCCUCCGUCGAUCUUUUCCGUGGAUGGCCCAACCCCGCCUUGUUGCCCACCGCCGCCUUAGCAGACGCUUUUGCAACCACUCUCACCACUCCCGAUCAGUGUCUCCUCUAUGGUCCCGACCAAGGCCAUGAGCCCCUGCGCCAGCACAUCGCCCAGUGGUUAACCUCCUUCUACCAACCAUGCCGUCCUGUCACCUCCGAUCGUAUUUGUAUCACCGGGGGCGCCAGUCAGAACCUCGCCUGCGUCUUCCAGGUCUUCACUGACCCCGCUUACACUCAGUAUGUGUGGCUCGUCGCGCCGACCUAUCACCUGGCGUCACGCAUUAUCAAUGAUGCCGGGUUUGCGGGUCGAAUGAAAGCCGUCCCGCAGACGGCGUCGUCGGGGGUGGAUGUGGACUUUCUACGGAGCGCUCUCAUCAGCGCGGAGCGGGAGGGAGGCCGCCCGGUGACAUAUAAACCACAGCGGCCCUGGGCGAAAAUCUACCGGCAUGUCAUCUACGCCACGCCCACCUUCUCCAACCCAUCGACCGUCAGUCUUUCGCGGGCCAAUCGGGAAGCUCUGGUGCGAGUGGCGCGGGAGUUCGACGCCCUCAUCGUCACCGACGAUGUCUACGACUUCCUCCAAUGGUCGGCGGAUCCGACGAAACCUCUGUCUCGACCGGACCAAGCCCAUCUCCCCCGUCUGGUGGAUGUCGACCGAUACCUCGACGGCGGACCGAAGGAUGAAUGGGGGAACACACUGAGCAACGGGAGUUUCAGCAAGUUGAUUGGACCGGGGGCACGGACGGGAUGGGCCGAGGGGACGGCCCAACUGGCCUACGGGUUGUCUCAAACUGGCUCCUCUCGGUCGGGCGGGGCGCCAUCUCAUGUGGCCGCAGCGGCAAUCGCAGAACUGUUCCCGUCCGGACUGUUUCAAAGACACCUAGUGGAGGUGUUGCAGCCACAGUAUGCACAGCGGUACUAUCGGCUGAUGGACGCCAUCCGGGAGCACCUGGUACCCUUGGGGAUCACCGUGCCGAUGGAGACCGGGGGGAUCGUAGGGGGGUACUUUGUCUGGAUCCAAUUACCGAAGGGGAUGCGGGCGAGUGAGCUGGUGACCCGACUAGGAGAGGAAGAGUCGGGGGUGGUGGUGGCCGGGGGGAAUCUGUUCCGCGUGGAGGACGCCACGGCGGGGGAGAUGAAUGACUUUGACGAGUACGUGCGGCUGUGUUUUGCGUGGGAGACGGAGGAAAAUCUGGUCGAGGGGGUGCGCCGGCUGAGUCAGUACCUUAAAAAGAAGUAG